Messenger RNA from Photinus pyralis (common eastern firefly), 3090 nucleotides. Its product is annotated as adenylate kinase isoenzyme 5. The record is from RefSeq and is a predicted model, not a curated record. Gene Ontology annotation, cellular component: cytoplasm; nucleus. Gene Ontology annotation, molecular function: ATP binding; UMP kinase activity. The transcript has 11 exons. Gene Ontology annotation, biological process: UDP biosynthetic process; CDP biosynthetic process. Lineage: Eukaryota; Metazoa; Arthropoda; Insecta; Coleoptera; Lampyridae. Bases 568 to 2328 code for a protein of 586 amino acids.
UCCGAUGCGCAUAUCACAAAUCAUAACCGAUAUGGUCAAGUUUUACACGGCGGCGACGCAUUACUAUGACAACACUACCCCCACGUUGUGGUCAAGCAAAGCAUAGCCACAUUAAUUAUUUAAAUUUUUCAGCAUUUUCCCGACUAUGAAAAUUUCAGGUCUUCAGUGUUUUACUAACGCCUUAACGGACACUUUCGCGUCUUUCUUGCAUUGCACCACCAUAUCUACUUUGCAUUUGUGUAAUAUUGUUAAAUAGUUUACAUUUUACACUUACACUGAACCAUAGUUUUGUGCAAGAAGCUUUGAGACGUUUGUAAAAUAACUGAAGUGCUGACUGAACGUACCUAACUGUUAAUCUAAAGGUCAAGCAGACUUACGUCAACUUUCGCCGAAGCUGUGGUGCAUAUUUGGGACGUUUUCUCCAAAUACCGUGCAACAAUCCGUAAAUCUUUCGCCUUGGUAGUGUCUCGAUGAAUAAAUCUAAAACAUCCCCGCGGCAUCCGCGUCUUUGUCUACAUCCCUGCGACUUGCGUACUUUAUUAAAGUACACCUAAGGUUGAAAAUAAUAUGGGAAUCUGCCUCGAUACAGAACAAAGUAACGCUUCACACAGUAUUGAGGAUGGUCAAGAGAGUUGGUUUCAAAACAGCGCAAGAAAUUUACGAGGUGCUCACACGCCGAUGGCAGGCAUUCUACCAAUGCAUAACAGCACAAACGUGCAUUUUGAGUCACCAAAGGUGCCUGUCAUAUUUGUACUCGGUGGGCCCGGUAGUGGGAAGGUGACUCACUGCGAUAACUUAAUGCAAGAAAAGAAGGGGAUCAUCCACAUUAAUAUGACGGAUCUUCUACAACAAUACGCCUUGGGAAAUGAUGGACAUAGCAGUUUAAUCAAUUUUCGUGGUACCACAGACAUGCAAGAUUUCAGUCUACUAUCGAGCAAAACUGUUACGGAAGUGUUAAUGUUGGAAAUGAAGAUGUCGCCUAACGCGAAAACUUAUUUAAUAUCCGGCUAUCCAAGAAACAUGAGGGAUGUUGUGGAGUAUACAGAAAAGAUUGAAAUAAUAAAUGGAGCAGUGUUAAUUUCAUGGAGACAGAAGGUCUUAGAACGUCAAAUCGACUAUGGUGCCAAAUUAGGUCAAGUAGUGCUUUCAUUGGCCCGAAUGGAGCUGAAUAAUUUUUUCAAAAACGUCAUGCCCGUCGCCGACUAUUUCGAUCAAAGUAGCAUGCUCGUGACGAUAAACGGCGAAAGGCAUCCAGGGGAUGUUUACAAGGAUUUCAAAGCUGCCAUAAUGAAGAUCUUAGGCACACAAGACAAUCCUCCUGUAUUUAGCAACGGACACAUUCCCGAAGUUCCAGCGGACGUUACAACAGAACUUCCACUAAUGGCUGCACCAGUGCCGGAACCACCAAGGCCCAGUACUCAAGUGAUCUCGGUCAACACCAAACCAACCAAUAUGUACAAUUCUCCUCUCAAGCAAGGCUGGCCGCCUGUUUUAUGGGUGAUCGGAGGACCUGGUAGUAACAAGGCUGUUCUCUGCGACGAUGUCGCCCGGGAAACUGGAUGGGCCCAUGUCAGCACCGGGCGUCUGCUGAGAGCUGCCGCUGAAGCAGCCGAUCAGCGCAAUGCGACCGAUUUUAAAACAAUACGAGAGAGCAUUGCAGCGGGAGAGCUUGUACCUUUUGAUAUUGUGAUUAAGAUUUUAGAGUUACACUUAAAUGAGAAUAUUACGGCUAACGGCAUCAUCAUUGAUGGUUAUCCCAGAGAUAUGGAGCAAGUGACGGAAUUUGAAGCAAGGUUCAAACAACGGCCAACCGUCAUCUUAUUAGACUGCUCCAAGUUGCAAUUAGGACGAGGAAGACUGGACGACAGCGUCACAGCAUUCCGACGAAGAUUGGAAAUCUUCCGACAAUCAUCACUACCCAUGCUGAAGGCAAUGGAUAACAUCGGUCGCCUAACAAUCGUCGAUGGGGACACGGAUUCGAACCCAGUUAGACAAGACUUCAAAAGUGUGGUCGACCAAAACGUCGAGUAUCUGACGCAAAACGGGAGUGACGCGCACGCCGCGAACGGACAUUUGCCCAACGGCGUUCCGGAAAGAAUACCCUCUAACCCAAUAGAAACGAUAAGCAAAAAGGUGCAUCAGGUUGGAAAUGGACUGGCGCACGGUGCACAUGCCAUGGUCAACGGUAUAUCAAACGGUGUUAGUCACAUGGCCAAUGGACACAAACCAAUCAGAGUGACACCUGUUGGAAAACCUGAUUAUGCCGACCUAGACAAUCAAAGACGCGAAAACAUUAGGCAAAUGUACAGUGAAAUAAAUCAUAUUUAAAAACUGCAUAUAAAUACAUGUGAUCGUAGAAAUGUGAUAAUAUACCAAACAGUUUAGUUGUCUUAGAAAAAACACGUGCCUUGUGGUAUUUUUGAGGUUAUGAGGGUAACGUACUAAACCAGUAUUUUUAGUAUAAGAAUUUUUACACUUACCGAUAGAAUAAAUAUAUUUAUAAAUGUUGUUUAUUGCUAACAAGUAUUAUUGGUAACCUAUGUACAUCGGUCACUUUCUGCUGGACAGAAUUUGCACGAUUAGGUUAGUGGUUCUCAAAAAAUUAAAGAAUAUGCACUCUAGUCGUAGGUAUCUUGUAAGUACCGCACUGUAACAUUGAAUGUUACACGUUAGGUGUAAGCUAUAAUAUAAUAGAACAAGUGCCUAAAUUUGACAUCUUUUUUUUAUGAUGUUAACAUUCCUUUCUUUGUUUGUAAGAGCUCUUGCACAAACUGCUACGGAAAUUGAAACUCCAAUACUAGUAGCAAGAUUUACAUUUAGGGAAAAUAGCCAUUCCUUUGAUACCCAAGUAAUUUUAAUUUUUUUGAAUUUCCCGCAGUUUUUGCAAGUACAAACCAUAUUCUUGUUGCCAGUUUGAAUAAAAUAUUUUUAUACUUAUAUUCAUGCUAGCUAAGUAAGACAAUAUGCACCACUUAAAAAAGCUAAUAUUAAGUUGUAGUAGGUUAGUCUUAAUGUGUAUUAUUAUUAUUAUUAUUAUGUUCACUUCUAUUAUGUAGGUAACAUUGUAAUACGAUUUAGAAUAAUAAAGAA